AUGGAGUUCAAGACGCUCCCCACUUUCGAGAGCAUUGGUGGUGCUCUUGGGAGAUUAAUAUCGGUGGAUCUUGAGCUCUCAAGAGUUCAAGUAGUAGUGGAUGGUUUUCAACAACUCUGUUUGGAGACCACUGUGGAUUUCAAAGGAGGAGAGUUUUAUGAUGGGGAGGAAGCGACGAUCACUCUACGGUACGAGAAGCUGUUUCAAUUUUGCUCAAUCUGUGCUAGUUUGUGCCACAAGGAUGAGAAGUGUCCUCUUGCUCCACCAGCGGUGAAGCAGAGUCCAGAGAGGAAAAGGGAGAAGAGAGAUGGUAAUAGCGGGUGGUUUGAAGGUGGCAAGCACGAGGAGAGGGCCAGGAGUUACAAGGGUGUUGUCAUAAACGGGAAUACCGGAAACCAGCAGAAGGAAAGAGAUGGGAGAGAGUAUUAUGGUAAGGGUAAAGGGAAGAUGGUGGAAGAGAAUGAUCACAAUUGGAGGCGUGUAGCUGAGAAAGGGAACAAGAACUCACUUAAUAACCGGGGAAAUUACAGAGGGGAUGGAGAGGGGUCUAGGCAGAGAAUGCCACGUAGAGAGGACGAAAGAGGAGUUGCUCAGGAGGAAAGGGGUAGGGGGAUACCUGGAAAAGUAAUUGGACAAGCAGGAGAUCAACUUGUAAUGAGAGGAUCUUGCGUGGAAGAACGGGAGGAGGGGGAACUACAAUGUUCGGAAGCUAAAGUGGGCAAAGGUAAUAAGCUCGUUGAGAUAGUCCAACAAGAUGUACCUUCCCUUGAGUUCCAAGAGGAGCUUGCUAAGACUCAAGCUACAGGAGCAGCUGUCAUCUCGGAUCCAAUGGACACUGAGAGUGGGUUACAAGCAGUGAAUAGUUUGAUAGGAAAUGUCACUGACGUUGAUGAUGGUGGGGAUACGGAUCGGAUCAUGGAUAUGGAUGAGAUAAGGGCGGUUUUUCUAGAGCAUGGUGUGGACAUGGACGCGGCUGAUCUUGAGGAAUGUUCUGAAGGGGAGAUGGCUGAAGCAUUGAGAGAGUUAGAGCAGGCAAGUGGAGAGGAGAAUCGCGAGGUUGAAGAAGUGACUAAUAUUGAGGCUGAGAAGGAUAUGGCUGAUGGUGAUGUGGGAAAGAAAAAUGGAUCUCGUAAGAUUUUGUUCAAGCCGACGAUAAGCACUGUAGCUAGUACAAAAAUGAGACUUGCCAAGGCUUUGGCUUCCCCACGCAAAAGGACUGUAGGUAAAACUGGAACUCGCCAUGGUGAACCUGGUAAGCAGAUGGAGAAUAAGGGCCCCUCAAUCCCGAAGCUGGUACCUCCUAAACCAUAA
Molecule: messenger RNA, 1311 nt
Organism: Brassica oleracea var. oleracea
Lineage: Eukaryota; Viridiplantae; Streptophyta; Magnoliopsida; Brassicales; Brassicaceae
Exons: 1
Coding region: 1-1311 (436 amino acids)
Source: RefSeq, a predicted model, not a curated record